GAUAACGCAUGCUAAUCAAUAAUCCCAAUACAAACAAAUGAAACGUAUCAAGGAAGUUAAAUACGAAAAAUAUAUAGAUUUAAGAAGUGAAUCAGUACGACUUGACAGUUUUGUGCUUGGAUUUACAAACUUAAAGGACUUCACAAUGCCUUCCAUUGUACUAGCCUUGGCACUGUCCAUCAGCCUAUUAGUAGAAUGUACAGAUAUACACGGGAAUGCAAUCAGGGAUACGGCAUUCGAGAGACAGCGUGAAAAUUUGCACUUGGCUACCAGAGGUUACAACAAGGGUUUGUCUGUACCUGCCAGAAGUAUUAACAGAAAAAACAACUUGAACAUAACACCAAGAAAUAACGUAUUCAAUGAGAAAAUUAAGACACUCAAAGAAACUGCUUGUAAAGUUAAAUUAGAACGCGAGAGCAUCACGAAAUUUAGACACCAGGUCUAUUAUUUGGAAGCAAAUUACGUUUAUCUACAUCUUGUACCAAAUGCAGGUGUAAAUAUCAUAGGGAGCAAGCUUAUUGUUGGCGAAAACCUCUGGGUGUGGACAUUUUAUGGAAAGGAAGGUGGUCUCGAGAUUUUGAACUGGCCUGUAGAAUUUGGGAUCUGGUCGAUGGGAUUGCUGUCUAGUUACGUCAUAAAAGAACCAAUGACGAUGAAACUGUCACAUGUAUCUGGAAACUGUUCAAACUUAAAAGUCGGAGAAAGGAGUAGUGACGAAGCUAUCAGCAAUGCAUUAGUAAAUCUAACCACAAUAAUGCUGCCGUUUGGAGAAAAAUACGGACCAAGUUUCUACUGUUAUAAAUCUAGAGUUUACAUUGAGCCACAUUUCGUUUACAUAUUGUGUAAGCAUAUUGUUUGUCCCAUUGAAGCCCUCAAGUACAACUGUUGUUCUUACUUUUAUAACACAAAAUUGCAGCACAGAGAGGUUAGCUGUAGAGAGGCUGAAUUUAGAUAUGACCCAAUAAACUGGAUUCUACCCACUGUAGUGUCUAUUUUGUUGUUUGGGUUUUGUCCGAUCUUUAUCCUAUACAUUAGUCACGUGGUAGCAGACGAAGGCAGAGGUCAUUUAAAGGGCACCUUGCAUAACGUUGUAGAAAACACCGGGGACGAAAGCAUUAGUACUAUGGAACGACUAGUUUUAUUGGACGAACACCAUCACGUGACUCUUUUCAAAACGCUUUGUUUGCCAGUCAAAAAUUGUUUCUUCAAUUCAUAUUCAAAGGCUUCAAUGCCUUGUCAGAUUAUUUUCAGCAGGGUUUGGCGAAUAUUUUUACCAUUUCUAAGUUUGGUUAUCAUAGGUUUGCAAGUUUGUCUGGAUUACUGGUACCUAUAUUCAUUUGUUCAAACAAGUAUUAAGAAAGGUGUUCCUUUGGGUUUCCGGUCUGUGUUAGCAGGGUAUAAAGAGAGUAAACUAAACUUUUUACCAUAUCUAGGAGGGCCUUUUGUUGCUGUUGGGAUAUAUAUCUUCAUAACUAGUGUAUUGCUGGUGAUCCCUGCCUCUGUGUCGGAACUACUUUUGAAAGGUCUCCAAAGCAACAAUGUAGAUGAAACAUAUUCGCCUUUGUGCAUGAGACUUAGAUCAAUCGAAAUGUUUGGUUCAAUAAGUAUCAGGAGAAGACAUGGAUACUUCAAAAUGUACAGUGUGUUUCUGGGGCAGUUCUUUAUGCUUCUCAAUAGUAAAUUCUGGAUGCACGUAGUUAACGUGCAAUAUGACCGUUGGAAGAAAUACUGUUGCUCGAAACUAUGCCUUUUGUUUAUACCGGUUUACAUCAUUGUUUGCAUCAUUGAAACAGCAUUUUGCGUAGGAAUAUAUGGUUAUCCCGUCAUUUCCUUUGCUUUAAUGAUCAUUAAAGCAUAUUGUGGCAAACUUUGGAAUCCGGAUGCAAAUCAGAAAUUUCCACUGAGAAUUUGUGUUUUUGUAUUUACUGUUGUUCUGAUAGUGUCUGUUAUAUAUUUCCUUUUUAUGUUUGGCACAAUUUUCAUGGAUGCCUGUCUGUUUUUAACCAGGGUAGUCGUUUUCACAUUCACUGGGAUAGUUAUUUACCCUAAAGUGUCCUACGGAUAUCUUAUUUUCACUUUCACCGUUUUCUAUUACAUCUGGGAAAGUAUUCAGGAGUAUUCUAACGUUUACCAACGUCUGCUCAAGGAUACAAUCGCUACAUGUGAGAGUUUACAGAGAGCCAAUGACUCGGAAAAACUUGUUAUGAGAAGCGGGGAUUACAAGGCGAUAAAAGAAUCGCUGUUUGAACACAUCAUUGAAAACCAUUUUCCUCGGCGGCAGCAAAUGUUCCUGUCAGUUCUGAAAGUCGGCGUGAUUCUAACCAUCUUGGGACUGUCUAUAAAUGUUCUCGUGGAAACCGAUGGAUUCCGUGAACUCCAUGUCAUAAUGCAUGUUGGUACAGCUCUAUUUGUUUGUGCUUUGCCGCAAAUUCUGAAAUCUAUGUGUCGAGAUCAUGGUGCGAAGUUUAAACAGAAACGAUUUCGGAGAGAACUUGCGGACACUAUUACAAGCUACACAGGCUAUCGUUCUGUUGAGUCCUCUGACAGCGAUCUAGAUUGAUAAAUAUUACUUUUGUCGCUGAGUAUUGGCGUGCAGUUAUUUGAUUUGUUCUUGACUUACAUGUCAUGAAAGUAAUUGGACGAUUGCUUAGGAUUCCAGCAAUAGAACAAUAGAUUCUCAACAGGAGUUCCCCUGUUAUAACAGACGGUGUUGAUUUUUUAGUUAACUUGUACAUGAGCCGCACCAUGAAAAACGAACAUAGUGCAUUUGCGACCAGCAUGGAUCCAGAUCAGCUUGCGCAUCGGCGCAGUCUCGGUUGCGCAGGCUAGUCUGGAUCCAUUCUGGUCGCAAAUGCACAAUGUUGAUUUUCUCAUGGUGCGGCUCAUAUAAAGAGUGGAUCAUAGAUAAUUGUAAUAUGUUACGUUAUUGAAGACAAACUAGCAUUUUUGAUCGAAAAUUUUUGACUCUCUAUAUGGUUUGAAAUAUGUGUCGACAAAUUUCAAAUCUUGGCAACAAUAACUAUUGAGUGCUGAUUAUAUAAUGUUAGAUAUAAUUUUUAAUAUGCAAGCAUUUAUACAUUAUCUGAUAUAUUGUAUAUAACUUGUAGCAUGCAAACAUUUUUCAUAAUAUGAUACUGUUGAUACAUUGUUAUAUGCAAAUUAUAUGAUAUUGUACAUAACUUGUAAUAUGCAAACAUUUUUUACAUUGUAUGAUACUGUUGAUAGCUUGUUAUAUGCAAAUAUUUUUACAUUAUAUGAUAUUGUACAUAACUUGUAAUAUGCACACAUUUUUUAAAUUGUAUGAUACUGUAUAUAACUUGUAAUAUGCAAACAUUUUUACAUUUAUAUGAUACUGUAAAUAACUUGUAAUAUGCAAACAUUUUUACAUUUAUAUGAUACUGUAUAUAAAUUGUAAUAUGCAAACAUUUUUACAUUACAUGAUACUGUAUAUAACUUGUAAUAUGCAAACAUUUUUAUGACGCGAAGUUUUAGUUAUUCUCAUAUUGUCGAUAUGACAAAGUUGGUUUUGAAGUUUAAAGUUUAUAAUGAUUUAUAUAAACUGUAAUAUGCAAUUCACUUAAAAAAUGACAAAAUUGUGAGCAGUUACACUCCCAUCAGCAUAUACUGGACAAAGAUAUUUGAAUUGCUUUCCUAUUGGCAUCAUGACAAUGAUGACUACUGACUGCAAAUUGUAUGAUAAUUAAUGUAUUCUUGAAAAGUGAUACAUUGUUAACAUUAUCCCAAAAACAACUUGACGAUGUUGAUGGACGGUUUGUAUAAUACAUUUAAUAUGAAAAGAUAUUGUACAUA
Molecule: messenger RNA, 3810 nt
Organism: Mercenaria mercenaria
Lineage: Eukaryota; Metazoa; Mollusca; Bivalvia; Venerida; Veneridae
Exons: 2
Coding region: 38-2560 (840 amino acids)
Source: RefSeq, a predicted model, not a curated record